CCCCCGGCCGCGAGUGGGGCCGCUACCGCCGCCGCCAUCCGCUCCCGGCGGCUUCCGCUGCCUGACUGACGGGCCCGGCAGUCCCUCCCUGCCGCCUCCCCCUCCUCAGAGCCGCCGUAGUCGCUACGAGGGGGAGGGAGCGGGGCUCAGGGAACCAGCGGACCAAUCGUGGUCCCGAGAUACGUCAAAAGAGGCGAAUCAGAACCUGCCAGGGGGGUGGAGACUCCAGCGCUGAAGUGCGGCGAGGGAAGAGGAGGGGAGAGAAUGGGGCGCUAGUCAACGGCCGACGCUCCAGGCUGACCCGCCUCGCGCAGCCGCACCCAAUCACAAUGCUCAGGGUUGGAGAUGGAGCCAAUCAGAUCCAAGCAGGAGGCGGGAACGCCGUCUCUCAAGUAUAAGGCAGGAGAGCGCGAGAAACCACCAGCCGGCGGCACCUAGGCCUCGUCUCACGAAGGCCAAUCGCAAUCCAGAUACAGGCGAGUGACUGUCAAGAAGGCCAAUUAGAUCCUCCGGAGGGAACACGGCCUCUGCUCUGAGGGACGGCUCUACUUACCAAUAGCAUGGGCGAGAAGGCGGUCCCUUCGCUAAGGAGGAGGCGGGUGAGCUAGAACUUUGAGGUACAGAGCGUGAGCACGGCGGGGCGCCCUGCGGCCGGCUGGGAGCAGUGCAGGGCCUGGAGUGGGUGUGCGAGCCGAGUGUGUUAGGGAGGCAGCCAGUGUGGAGGCCGUGAGAGAGAUCGAGGGGCCAAGAUAAGCAGCUGAGGCCAGUGCGCAGGGGACUUGCUGCAGCCGAAAGCAUCUCGGAGACCAUUUCUGGCUGUGAAGGCGAAAGCCUGCGAGGGUCCCGGAUCACCGGGUGGGGCGGCUUCCCAAAGACUAUGGAUGCCCCACUGGUGGAGUGAGGUUGUAGGUGGAGGGUUAGGAGAUAUGGGGAAACCGCCGAAUGGGUACGCAAGCCCGGGCUGGUCCACCCCGCCUGCCAACCUAACCAGAGGCGCGUCCCCGCCGCCUCGUUCCUGGUCAGGAAUUGUGGGGACAAAACCUGGGAAUUUUAGAGUCCAGGAAGUACCUCAUCAUCUAGAAGAAGGCUUUCGGGUUACUAGUCAGGAAACAGACGGAGGGAAGUUGAAGAGUUAGCAAGAGCAAGAAGCUGUUUAUUAGAAGCCAGGUCUCUUAAUCCUUGACUCGACAGCACUGGGUUUGGUUUUGAUUAGGAGUCUGUGCCCCCACUUUAACCUGCUGCAUGCUUCUAUGAGAUAGGUGGUCAUAGGCAGGACUACCUUUCCUUCUCACCUACCAAGUUGAGUUUAGACUUUGUUGUUUGUUUGUUAUUGUUGUUUUAGUUUUUCCUCUUGAGAUAAAAAUUUCCUGGAGGCCCUGGCCUUCUGGUAUAUGAAGAAUUCAUCAGAGUUUCUCUACAGAGUUAGUGCUAAAAGGGCCUCAAGUGGACAAACUUCCUUCUACCUGAAAGAAAAGGCCUCAUCUACAGUAGUUCACACUUUAUUUCUUCUGUAAAAAUGCAUGCCCAUGAGCCAUUGGGUGGCUACAGUUAAGCUAGAACCCAGGAGCUGUCUAUGAGAUAUAAUCUGGGGGCAUAAUUGAGGAAAUAGGUCACAGUGGCUAGACAGUGAGGUCACAGAGAGGUUUGUUUGUCCCAGACUCCAUGGGGGGAGGGGUCUAGGAUGCAGAGAGGCCCCAGAGGUCCUCCAAGCCCAGGCAGGGGACAUGGUGUGGGAAAGACAGUGGGAACGGGAACCAGGAAGCUGAGUACAGGGGCCCAAGGGGCCUGGAGAGAUGAGGGCAGGACCAGGGAAGGGGCAGUCAGGAUGGUGAGGAGAAGCAGGAGACGGAAGCUGCAAAAAUUCACCCGGCUGUGUGGACAAGGACAGGAGGAGGGGCUCAGGGUAAAGCGGAGCUGCCCUUCAUGUGGCCCAGAGCCUGGGGGUGAAGAGAAGAAGGGGAGAAGGAACCCUAUUUCUGUUCACUUGUUCCCCCCAGAGCUGGUGGAGCAUAUCAUCUCAUUCCUCCCAGUCAGAGAUGUAGUCGCCCUAGGCCAGACCUGCCGCUACUUCCACGAAGUGUGUGACGCAGAGGGCGUGUGGAGGCGCAUCUGUCGCAGGCUCAGCCCCCGCCUACGAGAGCAGGGUUCUGGGGUCCGGCCCUGGAAGAGAGCUGCCAUUCUCAACUACACAAAGGGCCUGUAUUUCCAGGCAUUUGGGGGCCGCCGCCGCUGUCUCAGCAAGAGCGUGGCACCCCUGUUAGCCCAUGGCUACCGCCGCUUCUUGCCCACCAAGGACCACGUCUUCAUUCUUGACUAUGCGGGGACCCUCUUCUUCCUCAAAAAUGCCCUGGUGUCCUCUACCCUUGGCCAGAUCCAGUGGAAGCGGGCCUGCCGCUAUGUUGUGUUGUGUCGGGGAGCCAAGGAUUUUGCCUCGGACCCAAGAUGUGACACAGUUUACCGUAAAUACCUCUAUGUGUUGGCCACUCGGGAGCAGCUGGGAGUGGUAGGCUCAACUGGCAGCCGGGCCUGUGACUGUGUGGAAGUCUAUCUGCAGUCCAGUGGGCAGCGUGUCUUUAAGAUGACCUUCCACCACUCCAUGAGCUUCAAACAGAUUGUGCUAGUUGGUCAGGAGACUCAACGGGCUCUGCUGCUCCUCACAGAGGAAGGAAAGAUCUACUCGUUGGUAGUGAAUGAAACCCAGCUGGAUCAGCCACGUUCCUACACAGUCCAGCUGGCCCUAAGGAAAGUAUCCCGUUGCCUGCCUCACCUGCGUGUGGCCUGCAUGGCUUCCAACCAGAGCAGUACCCUCUACAUCACGGACCAGGGGGGAGUGUAUUUUGAAGUGCAUACCCCAGGGGUGUAUCGUGAUCUCUUUGGGACUCUUCAAGCCUUUGACCCCCUGGACCAGCAGAUGCCACUUGCUCUGUCACUGCCUGCCAAGAUCCUAUUCUGUGCUCUUGGCUACAAUCACCUUGGCCUGGUAGAUGAAUUUGGCCGAAUCUUCAUGCAGGGAAAUAACAGAUAUGGGCAGCUGGGAACAGGGGACAAAAUGGACCGAGGGGAGCCCACUCAGGUACCUUAUCUGCAACGGCCCAUUGCCCUAUGGUGCGGUCUCAACCACUCCCUGGUACUGAGCCAGGGCUCGGACUUCAGCAAGGAGCUGCUGGGCUGCGGCUGUGGGGCUGGAGGCCGCCUCCCUGGCUGGCCUAAGGGGAGUGCCUCCUUCGUCAAGCUCCACGUCAAGGUCCCUCUGUGUGCCUGCUCCCUCUGCUCCACCAGAGAGUGCCUCUACAUGCUGUCCAGCCACGACAUCGAGCACCAUCUCGCCUAUCGGGACCUACCAGCCAGCAGGGUGGUGGGGACCCCUGAGCUCAGCCUGGGGGCUGGGCUACCCCAGGACCCUAGGGGGGCGGCCCGGGCCUGUGAGGAGUACCUCAGCCAGAUCCACAGUUGCCCCACAUUGCAGGACCGCAUGGAGAAGAUGAAGGAGAUCGUGGGCUGGAUGCCCUUGAUGGCUGCACAGAAGGAUUUCUUCUGGGAGGCCCUGGACAUGCUGCAGAGGGCCACUGGAGGGGUUGGCCCAGGCCCCCCGGCCCCUGAGAGCUGACCCUUCUCUCCUAGCCUGACCCCUGGAGGGAAAGUCUGGCCCUGGGCCAGGGGCUAAGGAGAGAUGGAGUGGUAGCAAUAAACACUGUGUGUACAUGGGGAGGGGGACACAGGGGUAGGGCAGGAAACUGUUUUAUAAAAUGUUCAGGGGGCUGCCCAGGAGGGGCCCCCAACCUGGCUAUCAUGGACAAGAGAUUUGAUGGACAAAUAGAAUAAAAGGCUGAAGUGAGGCCCGGUUUGGAA
Molecule: messenger RNA, 3849 nt
Organism: Loxodonta africana (African savanna elephant)
Lineage: Eukaryota; Metazoa; Chordata; Mammalia; Proboscidea; Elephantidae
Gene: FBXO24
Product: F-box protein 24
Exons: 10
Coding region: 1682-3607 (641 amino acids)
Molecular function (GO): protein binding
Source: RefSeq, a predicted model, not a curated record